AUGAAUUCGUCCGGGCCACCGGAAGGGGAGGAGACUCACGAUCAGGUCGGGAAAGAGGAGCAGGAAGAGCCCGCAAAGGGUCCUCCGCUCGCCAACUAUGGGAGGAUCCUGUCCUACGGAGCUCGACGAGGUGGCAUCUUCGCCAUGGUAGCCGGUUUGAUAUGUGCCAUGGGCUCAGGCGUGGCUCUUCCCCUGAUGAACAUCGUGUUUGGCGAACUCGUGGGGGAUUUUAACGAGUACUUCGUCGAUGGCAAUCAAAUGAGCGAGGACAGUUUCAAGUCCACGGUCGACAAAAACAGUCUCUACAUCUUCUACCUGUUUAUCGGGAAAUUUGUCCUGACCUACAUAGCCAUGUUUUGUUUCCGGUUCAUUAGUCUCCAGGCCUCGGCCACCUUGCGCUUGGAGUAUACCACCUCCCUGUUCUCGCAGCCCUUGAGCGUUCUGGACGACAUCUCCUCCGGCACCGUCACGCACGCUAUCACCUCGCUGUCCAACCAGAUCCAGCAGAGCAUCUCGGACCGACUGGCCACGCUGUUCCAGGCAAUAGCCCUUCUCAUCGCGGCCUACGCCAUCGCCUUCCGCUAUUCCUGGGCCCUCACUCUCGUCGUCAGCUCAGCCAUUCUUUUCGUCAUCCUCGGUUUCAGCAUAACCGUCCCCUUCAUCAUCAAGGCGCAGGCUCAUGUGGAUCAAGCCGAAGCAAAGCAUGCCUCCAUCGCGGCCGACGUGAUGAGCUCCAUUCGGACCGUGCUAUCCCUCAGUGCCGAAAAACCGCUGGCUAAGAAAUAUUCUUCCUGGAUUGCUGAGGCGCGGAAACGGGGGACCCGUCUGACUUUGGUCACUGGCAUUCACCUGGGGCUGCUGAUGCUUGCCCUGUAUUCCAGUUACGCUCUUGCCUUCUGGUUCGGCCUGAAGCUGUUUCGCGAAGGCCACAUUGACAACAUCAACACGGUGAUCACGGUUUUCUUCUCGGUUCUGAUCGUCGUCUCGAUUAUCGGGAACAUCGCAAGCCCGAUCAUGGUGAUCGGAAAAGCGACAAGUGCCUCCGGUCCUUUCUUCGACAUGAUCAACGCCCAACAGCCGUCGACCGAAGGACGGCGAGACCCAGAUGUCUCCAGUCACGCAGAUAUCGUCUUUCGGGAUGUCACCUUCGCCUACCCAUCGCGCCCCGGAGUCCAGGUUCUCAAAGACUUCUCUGCUCGCUUUGAACGUGGCAAAACCACGGCCUUGGUUGGUCCCUCGGGGUCGGGAAAAAGUACCGUGGUCGGCUUGAUCGAGAGAUGGUAUCAAGUCCAGACAUCGACCGGUGGUGACGAGGUAGAUGGCAGUCGCGGCGAGAUCGAGGUGGACGGCCACAACGUGAACGAUCUGGACCUCCGCUGGUGGAGAAGGCAGAUUGGACUGGUCCAGCAGGAGCCCUUCCUUUUCAACGACACCGUCUUCAACAACGUCGCGUUUGGAUUGAUUGGGUCUCGAUGGGAGAAUGCCGAGGAGGACGUGAAGAAGGAGCUGAUCACCCAGGCCUGUGUCGAAGUGUUCGCGGACGAAUUCAUCCAGCGAUUGCCUUUGGGAUACGAAACACUGGUCGGCGAGGGGGGAAUCACCUUGAGUGGUGGACAGCGCCAACGUCUUGCCAUCGCCCGCAGUAUCGUUAGCCAACCGCCUAUCCUGAUCCUCGACGAAGCGACUAGCUCGAUUGAUGUUCGCGGGGAGAAGAUAGUGCAAGCUGCUCUGGACCGCGUCUCGAAAGAUCGUACCACGAUCAUGAUCGCCCAUCGUUUGUCGACCGUGAAACGUGCGGAUCGAAUCAUUGUUAUGAAGGACGGGACAAAGAUGGAGGAAGGGUCCCAUCCGGAACUGCUGGCCCAAGACGGAAUCUAUCGUAGCUUGGUUCACGCACAGCAGCUGGGCAUGCUGACACUCGACUCCGACGAGCAAGACGAUUUGCCUGCGACCAUGACCCCCGAUCUCAAACCGGCUGCUUCGGUCGUUCCGGAUACGAAGGAAGAGGCAGAGGAACAGUCCCCGGAGAAGCGGAAGAAGAUGCCAGGUCUGAGGAGCUUUCUGGCAGUUGGAUCAGAGCAGCGAGCCUAUUGGCCGCUCUAUAUUCUGGUUUUAGUUGCAGCAAUGGCAGCAGGAUCCGGCUUCGCACUCCAAAGCUGGCUUUUCGCACGCCUUGUCGAGGUCUUUCAAUUCACAGGAAAGAAGCUGGUCGAUGCCGCGAACUUCUGGGCUCUGAUGUUCUUCAUCCUGGCCCUGGCCAUGUCGGGGUUCUAUUUUCUUCUUGGAGUCGGCGCCAACUCCAUCUCCGUGAACAUCGCGUCUAUAUACCGCACGGAGUAUUUUGUCAGCAUGCUUGCCAAACCGGUUUCCUGGUAUGACAGCGACGAAAACGCGUCGGGAUCGUUGAUAUCUCGUCUGUCAACAGACCCCAAACAACUGCAGGAGCUGUUUGGCAUCAAUGGCAUCUUCCCGCUGGUUUCGAUCUUCAACGUCAUAGGGUGCAUAGCCAUCUCAUUCGCUUUCGGUCCUAAGUUGGCAGCCGUGGCAUUUUUCGCUGCUCUGCCCUUCUUGUUCCUGGCCGCGUAUUCACGCAUCCGCUACGAAAUGAAGUUCGAGGAGCUGAAUGCUGCGGUCUACGAGGAUAGCUCUCGUUUCGCCACCGAGGCCAUCCGUGCUUUCCGGACUGUCAGCGCGCUGACUAUGGAAGAAUCGAUCAUUAAGCGGUACUCUGGCAUGCUCAACCUGCAAAGACGGAAGGCGAUGCGAAAAGCGAUCUACUCCACCCUCGUCUUUUCGUUCUCCGACAGCGUGGAGCUGGCUGUCAUGGCAUUGACAUUCUGGUACGGAGGUCAGUUACUCGCGUCUCGGGAAUAUGACAUCGUCACCUUCUUUGUCGUGUAUAUUGCCAUUAUCCAGGGAGGCCAAACCGCCGGCCAAUUUUUCAGCUUUGGGCCCAACAUGGCGCAGGCCUCGGCCUCGGCGAACCGUAUUCUGGGCUGUCGCCCGCCGCUGCCUAGCGAAGGUCAACUCUCUAAGGAGCCAUUGUCAUUGACUAACGGUGAGUUCCGCGCCGACAUCGAAUUCAAAAACGUGACUUUUCAAUAUCAAUCGCGGGUAACGCCCACCUUCAUGAAUCUUAGUCUGAGUAUUGGGUCUGGGCAGUUUGUGGCCUUUGUCGGGCCCUCCGGCUGCGGAAAGUCCACCAUGAUCUCCUUACUCGAACGAUUCUACGAUGCUACCCGCGGAACCGUCGAAUUCGGUGGGCGAGAUGUUUGCUCUAUUGAGCUUUCCUCGUAUCGAAAGUCCCUCUCCUUGGUCAGUCAGGAGCCGAAACUCUUCGACGGCUCAAUCCGUGACAACCUCAUCCUUGGGCUGGACCACCCGGAAGAGACGAUCGAGGCCGAUAUGAUCCAGGCCUGUCGAGACGCGGAGAUCCACGAUUUCAUUACCUCCCUGCCGGAAGGAUAUUCUACCGAACUCGGCGUCAAUGCCCAAACGGCCCUCAGUGGUGGACAGAAACAACGAUUGUGCAUUGCUCGUGCCCUGAUGCGCAAGCCUCUGCUCCUUCUGCUCGACGAAGCCACCUCCAGUCUUGAUUCACAGUCUGAACGCUUAGUACAAGACGCGAUGGAGCGCUUGGCCGGUAAACGCAGUAUGACGAUCAUUGCUGUAGCCCACCGGCUGGCAACGAUCCAGAAGGCGGAUGUGAUCUUCGUCUUUGGCGAGGAAGAGAACGGAAAGGGAUCGCGCAUUGUGGAAAGAGGAUCUCAUGCUGAUCUGCUGCGUCGGAAGGGUGCAUAUUGGCAAAUGUGUCAAGCACAAGCGCUGGAUCAAUAG
This is a messenger RNA of Aspergillus melleus, 3837 nucleotides long. RefSeq names its product ABC transporter ATP-binding protein. The record is from RefSeq and is a predicted model, not a curated record. Gene Ontology annotation, molecular function: ATP hydrolysis activity; ATP binding; ABC-type transporter activity. Bases 1 to 3837 code for a protein of 1278 amino acids. The transcript is spliced from 9 exons. Lineage: Eukaryota; Fungi; Ascomycota; Eurotiomycetes; Eurotiales; Aspergillaceae. Gene Ontology annotation, biological process: transmembrane transport. Gene Ontology annotation, cellular component: membrane.